Messenger RNA from Daucus carota subsp. sativus, 1266 nucleotides. RefSeq names its product protein METABOLIC NETWORK MODULATOR 1-like. NCBI's taxonomy places the organism in Eukaryota, Viridiplantae, Streptophyta, Magnoliopsida, Apiales, Apiaceae. The transcript is spliced from 2 exons. The coding region runs from base 212 to 922 and encodes 236 amino acids. The record is from RefSeq and is a predicted model, not a curated record.
ACGUUUCUCAAGUUUAAACCCCCACAUACAAAAAUUACACACAUUCACACAUAUAUCACACAUCAAACAUUCGGCAGGCUGUCCCAGUUUUUUCCGAUUAAAACCCGUAAUUUUCUCUCCCCCAAAUUCUAGGGUUCAAGUUGACCCUUUGCUCUUACUUCUUCGUACAGAGGAAAGGGACCACGGUGUUUUGAGUUUAAUUCUUCUUACAAUGGCUGAAUCUAUCCAAGGGAACAACUCGUUUGACUCGGCCCUUAUCCCUCUGAAGCAAAAACGAGGUCACCCACAAAAAGAUGAAAGCUUAUAUCAUGUACCAAGUGUUCGCCCAAGAACCCAUAACAACCUACUUGGAACUGGAAAUGCCAGUGUGCCAGAGCAUGUUAAUCCAGUUGAGGAUACAUUUAGUAAGGUAGGCCAGGCAGUUACAGCUGUUGUGGAGUCGGAAUUUGAUGAUGGUUAUGUGAUUACUGGUAAAAUUGGCAACUCAGAUCUAAGGGGUGUUCUUUUCAAGCCUGGACAUUAUGCUCCUGUGACGGCAGAAAAUGAUGUGGCCCCGCAUCUUUCGAUGAUCAGAGGAAAGGAGACUCCUCAUGCAACUCAAAAGAGGAGUGAUGCUCGUCAGAGGAGACCUAAAGAGAGCCAUCAGCGGAGAGCCAAUUAUCAAGGAAAUGGCUCAUCUGCAUAUCCUCUGGCAGCUAAUUUGUUGACCAGAAGAGACAUAACUGCAACUGUGACAGCUCCUUCAGUUGAAGCAAGAGGCACUGUGGUUCCUGUUGUUCUUGAACCAGGUAAUGCAGUUGCAGAGCAAGAUGCUCUUAUGGCUGCUCCGAAAGGCAAGAACAUGCAAACAGUUACACCGCCAACUACACAUAAACUGAAAUUACCAGCACCACAUCUCUCUGUCCCAAACAAUCUCCCAUGAAAUGCCAAAAGAUGUGAAGAGUGAAGAUGGUCCCUCUGACCAAGGCUUACUUGAGUUCUGAGUUAUCCGGACUGGGGUACAGCUGUUCGACGCGGGUGCGGUGCCGAGUAUCUGGUCCUUUGAAAAUUAGGAUAGGAUUCUUGGAUGCUGAGUACCAAAUCGGACACGGUGCGGGGAUCUGCAUAUAAGAUUAACAUAAGAGAAAAAUUUUAUGUUCUUUGUUCAUUUUACAUCUUAAAAAAAUUGUUAUGACUAUUGUCUUCUGCGGAUUAGCUUAUGUACUUGAUUAUGUGUCAUAUCUGUGUCAUAAAGUCAAAGAAUAACAUUAAAAUAUGUGAUUUAUA